CUGGUUUUGAGGCUCCCGCGUUCUCUUCACAACACCCCAAAAGCUGUUGCACAUCUAGUGAUUGCCACCGCGUAGCCUUUUUGGCUCAAGCCAGCUUGGCCUGAGCCACCUUGGGCCGAGGAGCUUGCUGAAGUGCAAAGUGCUACGCGUUGCUUCCAUGAUCUCCGAAUCAUUUGGGGCCAGGGCUGCGCUGUAUGCGCCUGCCCUGUGUGAGAGCGCGCCUUGGUUAUGGUCUUGCCUGCUCGAGCGCCUGCUCAUUUCACCCCCGGCGUUUCUCUACGUCGUCGACGGGGGCGGCUGCGGUUAGUUCCCACGGUCGGACUCGAAGCAAGAAUGGAAUCAUCACUUGGGGCUGUUUGAGCGAUUCAGGAUAUUAUACUACCAGGAUUGGUGGCCGCAAGAAUUACGUGCAUCGAUUGGUGGCCCAUGCUUUCUUGGGGCCACCGCCUUCGACGCAGCAUUGCGAUGUGAAUCACAAGGACCGCGAUCGUGGCAACAACCAUGUUGAUAAUUUGGAGUUCGUCACACGUUCCGAGAACAUCUUCCAUUCAUAUGUAGCGAACCGUACUCGUAGAUCUUCCGCACAUGCACACUCCAAACCAGUCCUGAGCAGACGGUCUGGACAAGGUCGCUGGGUCGAUCACUCCUCUGGGGUCCUAGCGUCCCUCGAAACGGGCGUUGAUGCCAGUCUCAUCUACUUGUGCUGCAAGGGCAGGAGAACUUCAGCAAAGGGCUAUGAGUUUAGAUAUCAACCACCCAUCGUUCCGCCAUGUUUGCCAGGCGAGGAAUGGCGUCCUGCCUUACACCCAUGCACAGGCGCACAGCUAUCGAAUUGGGAGGUCAGCUCCCACGGACGAAUGAAAUCCUCUCGCGGAUUGGUCUCCUACGGCUCGCAGACUUUAGCUGGUUAUCAUGCUACAGGAAUUUCAAUCGACGGUCAGCUAACAAAUCAUCUCGUACAUCGACUCGUCGCCCGAGCUUUUUUAUGGCAACCAUCUUACUCAGAAGAUCUCGUGGUCAAUCACAUCGACGGCAAUAAAGGAAAUAAUGCCAAAAGUAACUUAGAAUACGUGACUCGGUCGCAGAACGCGCUCCUUUCAAACAAGUGGUGGCUUGGACGCUCCAGUGCCAUAGUAAAAUGGUCGAAACCUGUUUUGGGACGCACAUUUGGAUCGGAGUCAUGGAAGUGGUACGCAUCGAUGGCCGAAGCCGAGCGCCUAUUGGGACUGGCGAUUGGCAGUAUAUCGCAUUGCUGUCGUGGGAUCGCGCGACGCGUUGGUAGUUACGAGUUCAAGCUUGCAGAUUCGACAGUCCCCAGUGUGUUGCCAGGUGAGGUGUGGCGCGAGAUACCGCAGUGCUUGUUAACGAAAAAGCCGUGAAUACAUUUCGCCACCCGCUUCUUCACACAUUCAGAUUGCUACAGUAUUCCACAUUGCUCGGAACUCUGCGCACAAAUGCGGGACGAUGGUGGCGCAUCGCCGCACCUUGAGCAUUGCGUUCCACAGCUGUUCCCUUGUGGGUAUGUUGAUGCUCGACACGGUGCUUGCACCGUGUUCCGCAUUUGCUCCUCCCACUCCCCCUCCGCCUCGUCAUCCUUCUCCUCCGCCUCCGCCUCCUCUCCCAUAUUUCCGACUCCUCCGCCGCACAUUCGUUUUCCGUGUUCUAUUAUUGCCCACGUUUGCGUUAUGUUGGUUGCCAGUCGCCCAUUUGUUUGCGGCAAGUCCCGCGACCGUUCCAGCCCAGCAUUUAGGGUGGCGAGUGGUCGAGGGGGCACGGGAAACCAUCACAUGUGACACUUUUUGUUUCCACGCUUGAGGGAGCCGUGAUGAGGA
Prorocentrum cordatum is the source of this 1832-nucleotide messenger RNA. Lineage: Eukaryota; Dinophyceae; Prorocentrales; Prorocentraceae. The record is from the annotation of a GenBank genome assembly.